AUGCCCUGCCCAGCGCUCUCCCAGCUCUGGAACCGCGCCAUCUGGCUGCUCACGCACGACGGGUACACGGCGAUCCACUACGCUUCCUUAUUGGAAGAAUCGGGUGUGUCCGUGUAUGAGGGGCUGUUCAAGGCUGCGGUGGAGAGGUUAUCGGUGGGGAAGGAGCGGUAUGGGUUUUGUUUGGUUGGGGGUGUUGGGAGGAGGGAAUGGGGGUGUGUGGAUGUGGGUGCAUCUGAGCAUUCAUCAAACUCUUUCCGCGUCAGCCUAAGUUUCUACAUCCUAAACCUCCUCCUCUCUGCCACCUUCCAAAUCCUCUUCUCCGACCUCCACACGGACAAAAAAGUCGUACUCAAAGAACGCAACACAAGAGAGCUCGAUCCGAACAUGUUCGAGCGGCAGACGAACGCCUUAGUCGUCGAAGAACGGCUCUGGGGCGGGAAGCUCUGUCUCGGGUUCCGGGAGGUCACGCCGCAUGGGAAGAUCAGUAUGUGUUAUGGGAGUAUGGAGAAGGAGUGGGAGAAUUUGGGGCGCGUUGCGGUGAGGGAUACUGGAGCCACAUCGGCCUCUGGUGUCGGUGUCGACGUAGGCGGUGGGCGUGCGACGCCCGUGUCUAAACCUAGCGGUUGGCGUCAUAUAGAUCAUCACCUCAUGGAAGCAUGGUUAGAAUCCAAAGGGCCACUCCCACGAUUAUAUGCGCGCGACGAAAGCGUUCGGGUCCAUCGUGUGGAGAGUUGGCACGGGGAUUGUUAUGAGUUUGAGGUGCAUGCUGUUGCCACUUUGAAAGGCGGGUUUGUUUACAGGGAAGGGAGCUCACCUCCGACUCGCCCCAUUUCUUAUUCUGUAGGCGCCUCGGUGUGGUGA
Stereum hirsutum FP-91666 SS1 is the source of this 861-nucleotide messenger RNA. RefSeq lists its product as uncharacterized. Lineage: Eukaryota; Fungi; Basidiomycota; Agaricomycetes; Russulales; Stereaceae. Bases 1 to 861 code for a protein of 286 amino acids. The transcript is spliced from 4 exons. The record is from RefSeq and is a predicted model, not a curated record.